AAACGCGCAAGUAACGGUCACACAAAACCCUAAAUCCAAUAUUUAUCCCUGGGAAUUCCCUUAGAAAAUCGCAAUGCGAUGAAUAGAUGCGACUUUUUUCUUCGAUCAUUUGAUCAGCCUUCGUUUACGCUCCACCACUUUGUCAGUGUUCGUUCGAGUUUAACUUUGUUAUAUCUCGCAGUACUGAUCGGUGGCUUUUGAAUCCACCAUCGACUUCAAAUGGGAAAAUUGUGCUGGUUAGCCAAAUCAAUUGUGCAGAGCUCGCUGUGUCGGCGUUCUUUUUUGUACCAUACGGCUGUAGAAUCAUCGUUUCAUCAAGGUGUCUUGCGUGGUACCGCGUCAGCAUCUCAGCAAAUGCUUCACCAUCGAACUUUGCACAAUUGCAGUUUUGGUGGAAAACAUGCUGACUUGGUUACCAGACGAAUGCUACAAUCAUUGCGUUUUAUUCAUGCCACAGGAGUUUGCUACUCAACCGAACGAGAUUACUAUGAAAUUCUUGGUGUCUCUAGAGAUGCCAAUCGCAAUGAGAUUAAGAAGGCUUUUCAUGAACUUGCUAAGAAGUAUCACCCAGAUGCAAAUAAGAGUAAUCCUUCUGCGAAAAGGAAGUUUCAAGAAAUAAGAGAUGCUUAUGAGAUCUUGCAAGAUUCCAAAAAGAGAGCACAAUAUGAUAGGAUGAAGGAGAGCUCUAGGAGUUCAGAGAAUGUAGAAUAUCCUGCUGGGGAUGCAGAGGGGUUUGGAUAUGCUCAUAGAACUCACUUCUCCGAUUCAUUCCAUAAAAUAUUUUCUGAGAUCUUUGAAAACGAGGCCGAAAAUUUUGCCACUGAUGUUCAGGUGGAGCUGUCACUCUCUUUUUCUGAAGCUGCAAGAGGAUGCACCAAGCAUCUGUCCUUUGAUGCGAGUGUCCCUUGUGAUUCUUGUCAUGGGCUUGGUUACCCUCUCAAUGCACAGAAAAGAAGUUGUCCAACUUGUGGAGGCAUUGGGAGUGUUACGAUUCCUCCAUUCACAUCAACAUGCAGUGCUUGUAAAGGAUUGGGCUACAUUAUUAAGGAUUUCUGCAGGUCAUGCAGAGGAUCAGGGAUGGUUGAAGGAGUCAAGGAUGUUAUGGUUAAAAUACCGGCAGGUGUCGAUUCUGGGGAUACGAUCCGUGUACCAAAAGCUGGUAAUGCUGGAAGACGAGGAAUUCAACCCGGCAGCCUAUUCAUAAUACUAAAGGCACAGUAUUACUGAUUCUAGUCUAAAUUCCUUAAUGCUUAGCUUUGAAAUGCUUUGUGAUGAUUGUUUGCAAUUACUAUUUACUUCGCAAUACCUUUGCUUGAAGAUUAUUAUCAUAAUUAUUUUUUGAGUAGUUGUUUGAUUAGUGGUUUUGAGGCUAGUGGCUGCAAUAUGGAUGUCUGAUAGUUUAUCUGCAGGAUAACAGGUCACCUUGCUUUUUAGUGCCCUAAUGUUCAAGUGGUGCUACUGAAGUAAAUCAUGCCAUACUCUGUAGUAAAAAACUGAUAACCUUCAGCUUAAAACUUACUGCUACACUCUCCCCCCCAAAAAAAAAAAAAAAAAAAACAAUUCCCCGUAUGCACGCAUGUGUGUGUGUAGUGCUUAGCAGCUUGCCUUCUGACUUAGAAAAUGAAAUAACAAACUUGUUAAGAGUUUGGAAUGAAGUUAUUAUAUACCUUUCAUUGAAUAAGUGGGCCAAUUAUAAGCAACUUUUUUAACAAUUUACAGACCUUUUCUGUCGCUGAAUUUUGGCCUUCCCCUAAUUGUGACAAAGGUGCCUUGUUGUUUGAAUGCUUCCACAUGUGCUACCAUAAGAGUCAAAAAAUGUUAAUGGCCAUUGUAAUUUCUUAUAUAUUUAUACUUCAUAUUGUGGGUUGCUCCUGCGUUUCUACAAGAGCAACUUUGUUCUUACGAGCUUUGCCAUUCCAAGGGUCCGUUUCUGUGUAAACAAUGGUAGAUUACCUUUUUAUAUGCGUAGAAUUAAUAGUUGUAUUGAUUUUGAGGCAGUCCAACCUAUAUCAUAGUUGAGGGCAUUAUGGUUGUAAAUAAAGAUAAUGCUCAUGUUUUGUGCUGUCUAUACUUUGUUUACGUCAUUUAGUCCUUUUUGACUAAACAAUGUCUAGUUAGCUGGACAUUGGGCUGUCAAAUAUGUCGGGUUAAACAGUUACGUAUCGGGUUAAACGGGUGACGGGUAAAAAACCUGUACACGACACGUUUAAUAAGCGGGUAAAAAAUUGAAACACGAACACAAACCGUUUAAUAAACGGGUAACACGACACGACUCGUUUAACACGUCUA
Ilex paraguariensis (yerba mate) is the source of this 2289-nucleotide messenger RNA. Lineage: Eukaryota; Viridiplantae; Streptophyta; Magnoliopsida; Aquifoliales; Aquifoliaceae. The record is from the annotation of a GenBank genome assembly.